AUGACUUCUCUAAAGAUACCUGGAUUUAUUCAAAUUUGGAGCAAGAGGACUGGGAUGAGUAAGUUGAAAGAAGCAUUCAUUGAAACAGUUGAAGGAAAAAAGAGAACUAAACUGGUGGUCAUUUUCAAAUCUAGAGAAUUCAUAAGGGUCUUCUUUCAACUGAGUAAUAAUAUUAGAAGUGUGGUUCUUAGACAUCGUAAAGGAAGAAAAAGUUCUCUGCACUUAACUUUGCAAAACAAUAUAUUCUUACUUAUUGACAAACUGUCCAUCAGAGAUGCUGAACAGUUGAAAAUGUUCUUGGAUGUAGUUCACCAAAACAAAUUUCAACAACCUAUGAAAACUGAUGAUGACUGGAAUGUCUUUGGAAGCAGGAAAGCACAGAAGGAGAUUGGCAAGACUUCCCUUUAUGACACCUGUCGUGAGUCAAAUUACAAAUCCCUUAAUCUGGAAAAGAGAAGUAAAACAUCUUGCUCUCAGAAGAUACCUGUGUUCAUGUCAAAAUCCACAAGAUGGGUCAUAAAAGGGUUAUUAAAAAAUCGAGAUGGGAAGAGGAAAAAAGCCAUGUGGUGGGAAAGAAAAAAGUCAUCUGGUCUAGAGAUGACUGAGAAUUUUCAGAAAAAGCAUAACCCUGUAAUAAGCAAGAAAUCCAGGGCCGACUUCUUGAAGUAUGUAAGAAGCAAUAGGAAGGAAUCAUCAAGUUUAAAAGAUUUAGGAAAAAAUAGAAAUUCAAAACUUGUACCUUCAUUGAAGACCAACUGUAAUGGAAAUCCUAACCUAGAUGGAACAGUUUCAACCCAGACUUCCUCUACCAAAAGAGAUUUGGCAUUUCCAUUGGACCCAAAGCACAGCCAGAGUGACCCAAGACAGAAUGAAGCCCAGGUGCCCCUUGAUCCUCACCCAGAUCAACUGUGGGAAGGCUUUCCCAAUUUGGGAAACACCUGUUACAUGAAUGCAAUUUUACAAUCAUUAUUUGCGAUUCCAUCAUUUGCUGAUGACUUAUUCAUGCAAGAUGUCCCAUGGGAGAAAAUUCCCUUUGAUGUUCUCAUUAUGCCCUUGAGCCAACUGCUUGCUUUGAAAGAUAUUUGUAAUAUGGAGACCAAAGAAGAAUUGCUGGUAAAUGUUAAAAAAGCCAUUUCAGCAGUUGCAGGGAUAUUCUCUGGCAACACACAAAAUGAUGCUCAUGAGUUUUUAAGUCAGUGUUUAGACCAGCUGAAAGAAGACGUGAAAGAAUUAAAUGCCAAUUUGAAGACUGAACGUGAAGCUGAUGACAAAAAUGUAUCUCCACAGACAUAUGCUGGUAAUGCUGCCACUGAAGUGGUUGUUUGUCCUGUCGCCACUAAUUUUGAGUUUGAAUUGCACCUCUCUAUUAUUUGUAAAGCCUGUGGUCAGGCUGUUCUCAAGUCAGAACUGAGUAAUUGUCUCUCCAUCAACCUGCACCAAGAAACCAAACCAUUUCCUUUGUCCAUUCAAAAUUUUGUUGAUCUUUUCUUUAGAGCAGAAGAACUUGAGUAUAGCUGUAAGACAUGUGAGCACAAGAGUUCCAUGGCAAAGCACAAAUUCAGUAGGCUCCCCAGGGUCCUUAUUGUUCAUCUGAAACGCUAUCGCUUUAAUGAUGCUUGUUUGCUGGUAAAAAAUAGUCAGAACGUUUAUAUUCCCAAAUAUUUAAGGUUAUCUUCUCAUUGCAAUGGAAGCACAAAACUCCCUCUUCCCUUGAGUGGCAGUGCAGCUUCUUGGCACAGCAAAGUUCUGGGGGUCUCUCAGCAGAUGACCUCUGAGAUCAUCAGCCCAUUGACACUAUCGAUGAGGUUGACCUCAGAAUCCAGUGAUUCCUCGGUUCUAUACGCUGAACCAAAGAAGGAUGGUGACCUACAAACCUGUGAAGCAGCAGACCAAGAGCAGCAGCAGAAAGACCUGGAAAGUGGUGCUAAACUGAAGUCAAAGUUGGUAAACUUCAGAGAUGGAACAGCCAGUGAAAGGGAGCUGCCAGGGACUGGCUGGAUGAUGGAUCAGAGAGACACAUUUCUGUCUAUGAUCCAUGAAGAUGGAAGGAAGCCUAUCAGUAGCCCAAACACAGGUCUCAUAGAGGUUCAUCUUCAAGAAGCGCCUGAAAAUCUAGAACUUCAGGACUAUGAGAAAACCAAAACAUUUGUAGAGCUAGAUUUUGACAGUGUCACUGAAUCUACCAAUGGCUUUUAUGAGUGCAAAGGAAACGGGAUUCCAGAUGAAUCUCAAGGAAUGGUUGAACAACUCCAGCAGUGUAUUGGAAAAAGCACCAAGGAGGAAUUCCUUCAGCAUGCGCCACUGCCCAAUGCCCUGGACCCUACAGAGAAGGCCCUUGGAAGAUCUAGAGAAUUUAAACUUCAAAAGGCUGAUCUGAGCUCCCUUAGGGCAUGGGGUUCUGAUGAGAACUCUGGGAACCAAGACCUUUUUGAUCUGGAGAACACAAGAACGGAAGCCAAGGAACCAAAAAGAAAUGUGAAGACGGAAUACACUCUUCCAAACUACAGACUCAUCAGUGUUGUCAGCCAUAUUGGGAGCUCCCAAGACUCAGGCCAUUACAUCAGCGACGCCUAUGACUUUCAGAAGAAGGCCUGGUUCACAUAUGAUGAUCUACGUGUAUCGGAAAUCCAAGAGACCACGAUGAAGAAGGCACGGCAAUGCUCGGGGUAUAUCUUCUUUUAUAUGCACAACGAGACGUUUGAGGCACUGGAGGACAAGGCCACAAAUCCUUGA
Carlito syrichta (Philippine tarsier) is the source of this 2733-nucleotide messenger RNA. It is a transcript of the gene USP29, whose product is annotated as ubiquitin specific peptidase 29. Lineage: Eukaryota; Metazoa; Chordata; Mammalia; Primates; Tarsiidae. The transcript has a single exon. The record is from RefSeq and is a predicted model, not a curated record. Gene Ontology annotation, biological process: protein deubiquitination. Gene Ontology annotation, molecular function: cysteine-type deubiquitinase activity. Bases 1 to 2733 code for a protein of 910 amino acids.